Cuscuta epithymum is the source of this 779-nucleotide messenger RNA. Lineage: Eukaryota; Viridiplantae; Streptophyta; Magnoliopsida; Solanales; Convolvulaceae. The record is from the annotation of a GenBank genome assembly.
GUUUUCUUCCACAAUGGUUGGGAAACAUUUGUGAAGGAGCACUGUUUGAAAUCUGGCUAUCACUUGGUUUUUGAGUUUGAUGGUCAUAGUGUGUUUGACUUUUUGUUAUUUGACAAUGAGUCAAAUGUGAAGAUCGCUGUCCUGAAAAAGUUGGAAAAAAUUGACAUCAAGAAAGAAUACCAUACAGAAGAAACAUAUACAAAGGGGAAUGAUGUUGCUAGUGAUGGUGUUAAUGAUGAGGCUGGUGAUGAGGCUGGUGAUGGUGAUUAUGAUGGUUUUGAUCAUGAUAAUGAUUAUAGUGGUGGCAAUGGCGAUGUAGAUGAAGGUGAUGAGGAAGAGGAAGAGCAAGUCCCACGUUCAAAGAGAAGACGACAGAAGAGAGAUGUUGGUGCUGAGGAGAGGAUAUCCCACAAGGAAAUUAAGGAUGUCCCUGACCAUUAUGGAAUUGAUAUUUUCAAGUCAGGACGUUUUACUCAACCAACAAACCCUUACUUCGUGGCAAGAAUCAGAUCAAAAAGGCGCAAUGACUUGUAUAUACCAAGAGAUGUGAUCAAGGAUAUUGUAUUACCACCAACUAUAAUCCUGCGUGACCCGAGAGGCAAAGAAUGGAAAAUGAAGGCUAAGGUUUGGGCAGAUGGGCGAACUUGGAUGAGUGGGGGUUGGAUGCAUUUAUGCCGAUGGAAUCUUGUGGAGAAAAAUGCUAGGUUGAUCUGUGAGUUUUUGCCCCGAGAGGAGGGAAAGGACGACGUGGUCUUACGAGUCACUGCCAUCGUCCGAGA